This is a messenger RNA of Megalobrama amblycephala (Wuchang bream), 2621 nucleotides long. RefSeq names its product fibroblast growth factor 20a (gene fgf20a). Bases 1233 to 1859 code for a protein of 208 amino acids. The transcript has 3 exons. Gene Ontology annotation, biological process: fibroblast growth factor receptor signaling pathway; animal organ morphogenesis; positive regulation of cell population proliferation. The record is from RefSeq and is a predicted model, not a curated record. Gene Ontology annotation, molecular function: fibroblast growth factor receptor binding; growth factor activity. NCBI's taxonomy places the organism in Eukaryota, Metazoa, Chordata, Actinopteri, Cypriniformes, Xenocyprididae. Gene Ontology annotation, cellular component: cytoplasm.
UAGUACAUUUAAGCGCAGUUGAUUGCGCGCGCAUUUGUUUUAAAUUAACAAGGCAACACCAGAUCCAUACCUAAGUAAUCUUUCAUGUAAUAUCUACUUUGAGGCAUGUUCUUAGCUGUUGGGCUGGAAAAUUUCUAUAUCAAUCACUCAUAGUAUCAACGAUUUGCCAUCAAACAUUUCGUUUCCUUUGUGUUAAUGACCCCUCUUUUGUGCGUAAUGAAUCUUUGAUCUUUGAUAUCUUUGAUACUUCAUCUGAACUCAUGUUAUGUUGGAACUGUUCAAAGGCACGUUGACAUCAGUCAGAGUUGACAGCGCAGUGAUGGCGUUUUUGCACAGAUGUGCAGGUUGUUUUGACUUUUCCUUCUUUAUUCUUUUAAAGGCAGUUACAUGCACACUUUAGAGGUCAUAUAAAUUUACACCUGGCUAUCGAUUAAGCGAAAGUCUAAACCCAAGUAUAAUGGUAUAAACCAAGUCGCAAAUCAAGUACAAGAGACUUUUUGGCAUCAACUAACGCACACACCUUGAAGUCUUGUCUCUCUCUCUCUCCCUCUGCCUCGCGUUCUCUAUCGAGCACCGCCCCCUUUCUUUUCCUUUUUCCUCCUUGGCUUCCACCUGCUUCACACUAGAGAUUCGCCAGAGCGCGUCAGUGCGCGUAAACCCCGGGGAACGGAACGGAUCGGUACACAGUGCGCAUCCCUCUUCACCAUCCAACUGCACUUUUCUUUUCCUCGUUGCGCACUCAUCUCCACAAUGUUGCUUUCUGCACUUUUAUCAUAAUCCAUCAAUGGAUUAAACGCGUGGAUGCAGAUGAAACCGAUCAUCAAAGAAGACAGAAGAAGAGGAUCAAACGAUCAAGGAGUUAUGUUUCAAACAGUCAUCUAUAAAGGGCUCCAUUAGCAUAUGUCAAGAGGGCAUUUACAUAAGGGCCAUAUUUAGGCUGCUGCUUCAGAACAGAGCCAGUCACAUCCAGAGAGCACAAGAGGAGAGAAGCCGCAUAAGCUUGUGUGCUGGAGUGCGUAAGAGAGAGUAUUGGAUACGCAGGGGACCGGAGCAAAGGGGAGUAGCCUGGAAGGUCGAGAGAGCAUGUGCUAAACCGAGAGGGAGCGAGCGAGAGAGAAUCGGAUGUAAACACGCAUUGACUGUCAAAGCCGCAAGCAGUGACUGCGCAAAACACUAGGGAAAGAGAAACCACAGGGGCUCUCCUCACGGCAACUUUUCUUCGACUGUCGGUGAUGGGUGCAAUCGGUGAGCUGGUGGGCAGCUUCUCUCACGGCUUUGAGAGCUUUGCGCACGGGUCUCAUUUCGUCCUCACGCCCCCCGGGGACUCCGGUGCUCUGAUGAACGAGCACAUCGUCUCCGCCGAGCGCCUGUCACGCAGCACUUCACCGGACCUGACGCAUCUGAAAGGGAUCCUCCGCCGGCGGCAGCUCUACUGCAGGACCGGCUAUCACCUCGAGAUAUUACCGGACGGUUCGGUGCAAGGCACGAGAAAAGACCACAGCAGAUUUGGUAUAUUGGAAUUCAUUAGCCUCGCUGUGGGGAUGGUGAGCAUCCGUGGUGUGGAUAGCGGAUUGUAUCUGGGAAUGAACAGCAACGGCGAACUGUAUGGAUCUGAUAAGCUGACAGCGGAGUGUGUGUUCAGGGAGCAGUUUGAGGAGAACUGGUACAACACUUACUCUUCUAACCUGUAUCGACACGGCGAGCGAGGAUCUCAUUAUUACGUAGCCCUCAACAAAGACGGAACGUCUCGAGAUGGAGCCCGCUCUCGGAGGCACCAGCGCUUCACGCAUUUCUUGCCGCGGCCUGUGGAUCCAGAGCGCGUUCCUGAGCUUUACAAGGAGAUACUAGGUCACAGUUGAAACCACUGAACCUCACACUCAAACCUAAAAAAAAAAAAAAAGCACCUGCAUGCUCUUUAUCCCCCCCAGACAGACCUGUCUCAGGAGAAAGCAGUGCAGAUGGGGGGGAAAGAGGCCCUCUUCUGCGGCCAAGGUUGGAGCAAAUGCAGGAGAUGGAAAGCCCUUGACUGCAGUGGCAGGAACCAAAUGUCUGGACUCUGGAUAGUUCCUGAAGAACAGAACACUGCUUAGGAUCCAUUCACCUGCUAUAUGUAGGGAUUUUGGAUUAAAAGAGAACAAAUUACCACUGGUGGACCUCUCACCAGAGAAUAAUGGACAUCUACUACUACUGAAAAUUCUAGAAGGCUUCUGAAGGAAUUCUGCGAAAUGCUUUUGAGAUUUCAUACUCUUCCAAACACUGGCAUGGACAAGCAGGAGACAUAAACUCCUCCAAACAUUUCUCUUUAGGUCCUUUAAUUUAUGUUUUUUAAAGAUAUUUAUUUUAUAUAUUUAUUUAUUUUGAAAGUAUAUUUUUACAAGAAUAUAUGCAAGAUGUAACAGGACGUCAUGAGAGCUUUAUUUUCUACCACUAUAGAGACAUGACUUCUAGAGAUAGAACUACUGAAGAAAGUAUUUUCUUAUAUGAGUUGUUAAUUUUCGGUUGUAUGUGAUCCACCUUGGUGUCCCCCCGUUUUUUUGUUUAUCUCUCAUGUCAUUAAACCAGAUCCUUAAGAGCCUGAGAAUGUUCCAGAAUUCACUGGGGAAUUAAACAGUUCAAAUGAU